UUGCGAAACCAGGAAGUCUGUUGGUUUUGCAACCCUCCCAAUGAUGGAUCGGCUAAAUAAGUGGCUGCGGUAGCUGUAGUGUAGUUGAAAUGGGUGAUAUAGCAUUGUUUGAAGAGGGGAUCCUUGAUAAGAAGCAGGGACCACUGAAGCAAUGGAGAAAAUAUUACUGUACUCUUCAGAACAGCAAGUUUUCUUAUCGCCCAUUUAAGGGCGCGGAAGCUACGUCAAAAGAUCUGGAAAUGUCUACAGUCCAUUCAGUCAGGGCUACCCGUGGAAAACCAGGCUCCAGCUGCAAUGAAAUACAUUUUCACUUAAUGGGUGACAAGGAAAUGGUAUUCUCGGCGUUCAAUACUGAUGACCAAGACAGGUGGGUAAAAGUCCUACAAAAAGCAAUUGAAUUGAAGAGAAAGAGAGAAAGUCUGAGGAGCUCACUGAUAGAUUUCGAACGUGAUCGUGGCAUCACCUUAUAUGAUCAACCAUGGGAUCUACAAGCUACAGUCAACCAGAGUAAUGAAAAGUUAAAAGAAAGCUUCAAAAACCCAAAAUCUACAACAUCUCUUGAUUCUCGUGAUGACCUUGCAAAGGGCAAUGAUUCCCCUGUCGUGCGGAGACGACAGGCACCUUACGUCGAGCCAUAUGCCGAAGUUGUUCUUUUUCCAAAACCAAAGAAUCAUAGAAACUCAGAAGAAACUCUUAUGACACCAUAUGCAGAGACAACUAUCAAUGGGUCGACUUUGCUUGCACCAAGUAAUGAGAGGAAAGACUUGACAAUUUAUUCAAAAUGUACCGAAAUGAAACCGACCUUUUCAGAAAAUGAAAGUUGUAACUAUAGCUAUGCGCAAGUGAUUAAACCUAAGUUUAGACGGGAACCUGACACAAGUAACAUAGAGAAGUUCCGUGUUUCACAUGGGGCCUAUGACAGUUAUGUUGAUGGUGAUUCUGGACAGGAUGAGAGAGAUUUGGUAGAAAGUGGUAUGGUCAGUGUGUCUAGUAAUGAGAGUGGGAAAGAAUCUGAAGCAGUUUUAGCUUCUUUGAAAGAUGCAUUGGUAAUAUUUUCAACAUUAGCAAAGUAUGAAAAGCCAAGAUCACUGAAAUACCCGGAUUGUGAGAAAAGUGCAAGUUUCAUUGCGUUGAAAAAACAUAUUAUUGCUGCCAGCAGUAAAGAUGGUAAAGAUCGCUUCACCCAACCACGCAGUUUCAAAUUGGGGACUUACGUUCAACAACUAAAGAAGUCAGUGUCUGGAGUCAAGGAUUCGCCUACUGCUGUACAAGUUCAGAUGGAAAUGGAACUGUAGACUAUAUUGUUUGUUCAUGUACAGUGUUUCACAGGGUCAUCAUUAAUGUAGUUUACCAUGUUUACAGAGUUCUUGGGUCACUUUGGUUAAAUUGUUUCUUAGAUGCAUCUGAAACAGAAUCCAAUCAGCCUAAAAAAAUUAUCUGUGUCAUGUGUUUUGCACCUUAUUUGAAGGGAUAUUGAAUAGUCUGUCUUUUAUGUCCUUUCGGUUCUCAAGGAACUGUGGUGGUUGGAUUGUACCUCUGUAGAUUGGUACAUGUAGCUCCUACUUGGAGACUAAUAUUCAGACUAGAUAUAUGUAGACUAAUAUAUAUGUAGACUAAUAUUCAGAAAGCUAUAGUAUAGUGCUUUGCACUUGUGUCAUAAGGAUUGCACGAGGUUUAGGAUUUCGAGCUCAAACAAGUGCAUACGUCGAUAGAGAUGUGGCAUCGAUUUUGGCUGUCGUCAUACUUUCUGAGCUUUUUUUAGCUGUUUGUGGCGUGCUAUUUGAUAAAAAACGUAUCUUUGUAUGAUUCAAUUGCAUGCAAACAAUAAAGAUUUUU
Molecule: messenger RNA, 1836 nt
Organism: Lineus longissimus
Lineage: Eukaryota; Metazoa; Nemertea; Pilidiophora; Heteronemertea; Lineidae
Exons: 5
Coding region: 90-1295 (401 amino acids)
Source: RefSeq, a predicted model, not a curated record